Messenger RNA from Galdieria sulphuraria, 2366 nucleotides. Its product is annotated as U3 small nucleolar RNA-associated protein 7. Bases 649 to 2325 code for a protein of 558 amino acids. The transcript is spliced from 3 exons. NCBI's taxonomy places the organism in Eukaryota, Rhodophyta, Bangiophyceae, Galdieriales, Galdieriaceae. Gene Ontology annotation, cellular component: small-subunit processome; 90S preribosome; nucleolus. Gene Ontology annotation, biological process: maturation of SSU-rRNA from tricistronic rRNA transcript (SSU-rRNA, 5.8S rRNA, LSU-rRNA). Gene Ontology annotation, molecular function: protein binding. The record is from RefSeq and is a predicted model, not a curated record.
UAUAUUCUGGGACAGUUUUUUGUCCCACGAUAUACCAAAGGAAACUUGCAAGGAAGAUCGUGUCUCUUCUGAAAGAUAUUGGGAUAUGAGAGAAACCAUAGAGUCCAUUUUGAAUGAAGAGAAGAGUGACGUGUAGUUCUUUGUUGCUUAGGAAACGUGGUAUUUUGGAAGGACUUUGUAAUUUUCAGUUGUAUUUGCAUUGGAUGAUUUGUUAUUAUUGUUGUUAUUUGUAUCAUUCAGGAAAGGAUGGAAUAGUGAAAGCAUCAUGUUGAGCAUAUCUUUUGAUAUAAGAAGAAAAUUAUUUCACACAAGAUGAGAGUUUCCAAAGAGUAAUAUAUAAAUGAUUGACAAAUUCUUUCGGCAAAGUGUCGCUCCGACAUCGCUUCCUCACGGGAGAGGACGCCAAGUUAUCUUGAGUUGUCAACUUGUAAAGUCAUAACGACGAAUGAAAACAAGAAAGGUUACUCUGAAGAAGACGUCGAGCGUCGGUUCAUUAACAUUCUAGUUUGUAUUUGAAGCUCUUCCUUAAAUGAACGAGCAUCUUAUUAGGUAGAUAAUAGUCUUUGCUUUUGUGGUUAAAACACCUAUUUUUUGAAAUGGUUCCUAAACUUAUAAAGUCUGAUUUGAGAAAACAUUCAUCCAUUGACUAUGGUUGACGAUGGCUCCAUUCACACCGAGGAGUUUAUUAAGGGUGAAAGAGAGAACUCAAAAGAACAAAAACAUUUGGAAGAAAGGCAUAAAAAGAUAGUGGGCAAAUAUCAACGAACAAGUCAGGAAAGACUAACUGGAAAGAAAGGCAGUUCGAGAAGUAAAAGACUGCUUCAACAGUCCCACAACUUUGAAAAAGAAGCUCUUGAAAAGGCAGUAGCGGCGGAAGUGUUGCUUCCAGAGAACGAAGGCUUUUUGGAACCAGAAAAUGAGCUGGAGAAGACUUAUUCUCUAACACAAGCCAAGUUGAAAGGUUUGGUUGACGAUCAGACGAAAAGAAAAAUAUUUGACUUGAAUUUGGACAUUUUGGGUCCUUAUAAAGUAACAUACUCUCGUUCCAGUCGGUCUCUUUUGUUGGCUGGCAAAAAGGGACACGUUGGUUUAACGUUUUGGAGAGAAGCUAAACUACAAACGGAGCUUUAUUUAUCAGAAACAAUUCGUGACCUUACCUUCUUACAUACUGAUCAAUAUUUUGCACUUGCUCAGCGAAAAUAUACUUUUAUUUAUGACGCUCAAGGAAUAGAACUUCAUUGUCUCAGAGAACAUCGUUAUCCAACAGCAUUAACCUUUUUACCAUAUCAUUUGCUAUUGGUGAGCUCUCUAGAGAAUGGUAACUUAAUAUAUACCGAUACCUCUUUGGGAACAAUCGUAUCCAAGUUGGAUACUAAGAUGGGUAAGACUAAAGUAUUGGCACAGAAUAUGCAAAACGGAAUCAUUCAUUUGGGACACAAGAACGGUGUAAUUUCAUUCUGGACUCCAGUGACUUCGAACCCAUUGGUUAAGAUAUCCGCACAUAGAGGACCAGUUACUUGUAUUGGUUUCGAUCCAAAGGGACAGAAUAUGAUCACAACUGGAAGCGAUAAGAAAGUGAAGAUUUGGGACUUGCGUACCUUUCGUUUAAUGAAACAGUGGUCUUUGCCUUGUGUAGCCACCGAAAUGAAUGUUAGCCAACGUGGACUACUUGCACUUGGUAUGAAUUCACAAGUAUGGAUUUGGAAAGAUUAUUUAAGCGAAAAAGACGAAACAACACCGAAACCAUAUAUGAAAGAGUUGAUAGGUGGAAAUGAGGUUCAUUCUUUAGGCUUCUGUCCUUUUGAAGAUGUUUUAGGAGUUGGACAUGCCACAGGUUUCUCAUCUAUGGUUGUUCCGGGUGCAGGAGAACCGAAUUUUGAUACUUUUGAAAGUCAUCCAUACGAAACGAAACGUCAAAGAAGAGAAAAAGAAGUUCGACUUCUUCUGGAGAAACUUCCUCCAGCAACAAUCACUUUGAAUCCUCAAAUGAUAGGAACAGUAGAACAGGAUCCUCAGAGUCGUCUAAUGGAGCUGAAGCAUUUGGAGAGAAAUGCAAAUACUCCCAAGGAUCGUCCGAAGAAGAGGAAACGAGGUAGGAAUAAAUUGGCAGCAAAGUUAAGAAGGAAGCAACAUAAUGUUAUCGAUCAACGUCGUCUUGAGUUACAAGAACGCCUUGCAAAAGAAAAGGAGGAAAGACGGCAGUCGAGAGACAAGGCAAUAUUGAACCACAAUGCAGUUACUGUGCCAGAUGGCGUACCCACCUUUUUGUCUUCAUUAUAUGAAAAGAAGAAGAAGAAAAAGACUUCUCUAUCUAAUUAUUAUUAAAACAGAAUAGAAUAUCAUUGAAGAAACUGUAUCCAACCGUU